Molecule: messenger RNA, 1619 nt
Organism: Leptosomus discolor (cuckoo roller)
Lineage: Eukaryota; Metazoa; Chordata; Aves; Leptosomiformes; Leptosomidae
Source: RefSeq, a predicted model, not a curated record
UAUUUAGUGUCUUUAUCCAUAAACUUCUUAGAGUGAAUGUGGACUGUCAGAAGCAGACAGUGGAGCCUGAGGAAAUCUCAUUUGGUACUCUACGACAGUCACAGAUGAUCCCAAAUCUUUUUCUGUCCAUCAAGAUAACAGAGAUAGUUGAAGUUGGACACUUCUGGGGUUACAGGACAGAUGAAAAAAAUAGGAUUGUACUCCAGCACCUAAGUUCUGAAAUUACCUACCAGAACCUGAGGGAUUUGCAGGUGUCUCCACAUCCAGAGUUGGUUUGUCUGGCACCAUUCACUUAUCUAGAAAACAAAGGAUACUAUAGAGCUCGUAUUCUGUGUGUUUGUGGAGAUUUUGCUGAGGUUUUUUUUGUGGAUUAUGGCAAUAGAUCAAAAGUGCAUUUAAAGAGUUUAAAAGAGAUUCCAAGCUGUCUUCAAGAGCUUCCAUUCCAGGCUUUAGAAUUCAAGAUAUGCAAGAUGCGUCCAUCUGCAAAAUCUCUUGUAUGUGGGGAAUGGUGGAGUUACAGUGCCAGGCAGAAAUUUGCCUCACUAGUGAAUGGCUAUGGUCAUUCAGUGAGGGUGUAUUCGCUUGUGCGUAAUGUCCUGCGUGUGGAUGUCUUCCGUUACUCGAGAUCCAAAGAGCUUGUGAAUAUUAGAGAUGUGCUUAUUGAAGAAUGUUAUGCUGAACUAGCAGAAGAAUCCUAUGAAUCACAACAAAGCCAUGAUUUGCUCAAGAGAUUAUUUUUGGACCAAGUAAAGAAAGAAGAGAACAUGCCUGUACCUUCGACAGAAGGAGAACAGCAUCUCAUUGAAAGAUUGUUAAACUGGAUUUCUGACAGUAAAUCUGAAGCACCAACCCAUAAGGAUUUUGAUUUGGAGCGAUCCAGGUGCUGGCUAGCUAGAGUGUCAUUUGUUCUCUCUUUGAAGGUAACGGUUUUUGGCCCAUUCAGUCCUUAUGAGGUGAGAUGCUACACUAUGACUAGAGUAUCCCAGUUCAGAAAUGCUGUCAUACAAAAGGAAAGCAUAAACUCUGUUCUUGUCAAUGAUGCUCCAGAAGACAGCUUUCAGCGAUUGUUGGUCGCUGCGUCUUUAUCAUUAAAUGCAACAGGAUCUACUGUGGUUUUAGAGGAAACAUCUUUGAUGCCUCCUAUUCCCGGCCUACCUGCACUCCUCAGUAUGCUCUUUGCUCCUGCUGUAGAACUCAGGGUUGAUAAAGAGGGAAAGUAUUUUACUGGUGUUCUGUGUGGUUUGGGUUGGAGUCAGACACGUGGGGCUCCACUACUUCCAGAAAAUGACAUGGAGCUGACAUUUGAUGUGCAUCUUGGAGUGGAAGACAUAUCAGAGAUAAACAUCCUAAGGUCAGCCAUUAAUGAGCUGCUCUGUGAAUGUGUAGUGUGUUCUGGACAAGAGAGAAUGACACAGCUACAGGAAAACAUUCGUCAGCAACUUCUAUGUUUAAUCUGCAAAUCAAAACCUCGAGAUACAAUUGUUCGUACGUGGUUUGAGAAACCAUACGCGUGGAAUCAGGUGUCCCGGUCUGUGCCUGUGCGCCUGCUGCCAUCUGGUGGGGGUUACUGGUGCUGCUUGUUCCCCUCUGAAGGUCUCCUGCGGGUUGUGAUGCUUUUG